GGGCGCCGGACCGCCCCCUCUGGGAGCCCAGGCUAGUGAGUCGUGGCGGAGAGCGGGAACCUGCGGGCUGGGGGCCGCCGCGCCUCUUCCUCGGGCCGCAGGGGGCGGGAGGAUCCUCCCGGCUCGGCCUCUUCCCGCCGGUACCCGGGAAGGCGGCUGUCACCCGGCAGGGCCGGAGCUGGGCCGCCCGCCCGCCCUUCCCGGCAGUCGGGAGGAAGGGUUCCGGCGGCUGUUGACACGCACCUUGCGUGGCCGGAGAAGCCGACUAUGUCGGCCCUGGGUUUCUGGGAACCGGUUUUGCUGCUGUGUCAUUUUGUACCAGCCCCUCCUUUCCUUGCUGCCCGCCGCCCCGUUCUUCCUACGCCCCUUUGUAUGAUCUUUUCUUCGUGUGUGUCCGUUUUCCUCUCGAAGCCCACCAUCUAAAUGUCAUCAUGUCCCCGAGGUGCACGGGGAAAGGGAGCGGGCCGGGACUUAGCUUGGCCAAGCAACGCGCCUGAUCAACUUUCUAGCAGGAGAACGACCAUGGAGGUGGUGCCAGCUGAGGUGAAUAGUUUGCUUCCAGAGGAGAUAAUGGACACUGGUAUAACUUUAGUGGAUGAUGAUAGUAUUGAGGCUGUUAUUGUUUCAUCCCCAAUUCCCAUGGAGACAGAACUGGAAGAAAUUGUCAACAUAAAUUCUACUGGUGACUCUACAGCCACGCCCAUUUCCACGGAACCAAUCACAGUGUACAGUAACCACACUAACCAAGUUGCAGUGAAUACCACAAUUACUAAAGCAGAUUCUAAUACCACAGUGAAACCAUCUUUUCCAAGUGGCCUUCAAAAACUUGGUGCUCAGACUCCUGUGACUAUAUCAGCCAAUCAGAUUAUUUUAAACAAAGUAUCACAGACAUCAGAUCUUAAACUUGGCAAUCAGACCCUUAAGCCAGAUGGACAGAAGUUAAUUUUAACAACUUUGGGCAAGUCUGGUUCACCAAUUGUUUUAGCACUACCCCAUAGCCAACUACCCCAGGCUCAGAAAGUUACAACUCAGGCCCAGUCAGGAGAUGCUAAGUUGCCACCGCAGCAAAUUAAAGUAGUUACCAUUGGAGGGAGGCCAGAGGUGAAACCUGUCAUUGGUGUCUCAGCAUUGACCCCAGGAAGUCAACUGAUAAAUACUACAACUCAGCCCUCUGUGUUACAGACCCAACAGUUAAAAACAGUACAGAUUGCUAAGAAGCCUCGAACACCAACCUCUGGUCCAGUAAUCACGAAGCUGAUCUUUGCAAAACCAAUUAAUAGUAAAGCAGUUACAGGACAGACAACUCAAGUAUCACCACCAGUCAUUGCAGGUAGGGUUCUUUCACAGUCUACUCCCGGGACUCCAUCAAAGACCAUAACAAUAUCUGAAAGUGGUGUUAUUGGAUCAACUUUAAAUUCUACAACACAGACACCAAAUAAAAUAGCCAUCUCACCUUUGAAAUCGCCAAAUAAGGCAGUGAAAUCAGCUGUGCAGACCAUCACUGUUGGAGGCGUGAGCACAUCACAGUUUAAGACAAUUAUUCCUCUGGCAACUGCUCCCAAUGUCCAGCAGAUUCAAGUGCCUGGAAGCAAGUUUCAUUAUGUCCGACUUGUUACUGCCACCACAGCCAGUAGCUCAAGCCAGCCAGUUAGUCAGAAUCCCAGUACAAACACUCAACCUCUCCAGCAAGCAAAGCCUGUGGUGGUUAAUACCACUCCCGUGCGGAUGUCAGUUCCACUCGUCUCGGCGCAGACUGUCAAGCAGGUUGUUCCCAAACCCAUCAAUCCCACUUCACAGAUAGUCACCACCAGCCAGCCCCAGCAGCGGCUCAUCAUGCCUGCCACCCCACUGCCGCAGAUCCAGCCCAACCUCACCAACCUGCCGCCGGGCACUGUGCUGGCCCCGGCUCCGGGAACAGGGAACGUGGGCUAUGCAGUGCUUCCUGCUCAGUACGUUACUCAGCUACAGCAGUCUUCAUAUGUGUCUAUAGCAAGCAACUCUAACUUUACUGGGACACCUGGUAUCCAGACCCAGGCAAGGCUUCCAUUCAAUGGCAUAAUCCCAUCAGAGUCUGCCAGUCGGCCCAGAAAACCCUGUAAUUGUACAAAAUCGCUGUGUUUGAAAUUAUAUUGUGAUUGCUUUGCAAAUGGUGAAUUUUGCAACAACUGCAAUUGUACUAAUUGUUAUAAUAAUUUGGAACAUGAAAAUGAAAGGCAAAAAGCAAUAAAGGCAUGCCUUGACAGAAAUCCAGAAGCUUUUAAGCCUAAGAUAGGGAAAGGAAAGGAGGGAGAAUCAGAUCGACGUCACAGCAAAGGAUGUAAUUGCAAACGAUCAGGAUGUCUUAAAAACUACUGUGAAUGCUAUGAGGCAAAAAUAAUGUGCUCCUCAAUAUGCAAAUGUGUUGGGUGUAAGAAUUUUGAAGAAAGCCCAGAAAGAAAGACACUGAUGCACUUGGCAGAUGCAGCCGAAGUAAGGGUACAGCAACAAACAGCAGCAAAAACGAAGUUAUCGUCUCAAAUUUCAGACUUGCUUACUAGGCCAACACCAGCUUUGAAUAGCGGAGGAGGAAAAUUGCCAUUUACAUUUGUAACUAAGGAAGUAGCCGAAGCCACGUGUAAUUGCCUUCUUGCCCAGGCAGAGCAGGCAGACAAGAAGGGAAAGUCAAAGGCAGCAGCCGAACGGAUGAUACUUGAGGAAUUCGGACGAUGUUUGAUGAGCGUCAUCAACUCUGCAGGAAAAGCAAAAAGUGACCCUUGUGCCAUGAAUUGCUAACUCUUGCACAAAAGACUGAUGGGUGGAACUGUACAGAAAAUUGAAGGUGCAGGGACACUUGAUUUUCUGGAAGAUAGUUUAACAAUUAUUGUAUUGUUAAUUCGGUCCUUGUGAGACCUGAAAUUAUAAUAUUGAAAGAGAAGAAAUUUUAAAUGAGGAAAUUAGUACAUUUUAAAUCUUAGUUAAAUCUGUUUAUGCCCCUUCUAAAUUUUUUCUUUAUUGUAUUAUAUGGAUUUUUAAUUUGCAUGGGUUUCUUAAGAAUUAGAUGUUCUAUCCUUCUGAUUCUAUUGACAAAGGACAUUUAUAAAUUACUAUAAUUUAUAACAUAUGGUGUUGUAUGACUUUGUUCCAGUAGAAAAAGCCAAAGAACCAUUGGUAUUACCCAGUCAUUCUUUGGCACUAGACCUAAGCAGAUAGAAUGUCUACAUAAACAAAUUCUUAUGAAGCAUAUUCAAAUGACAUUUGGUGUUUAGAAAAGCACUGUCUUUUUAAGAAAAACCAGCUUUUUAGCACAGAUUCUGGAAUAACAUCCUGUUGUCACUUUGGGAAUGUCAGAAGGGGAAGGAAUCCCUAGGCACACUUUUAAAAUAAAAAAGUUUAAAAAAACAAAGUGUUAAGGGACAGUGAAUAGUUCUUAAUAGGCAAUGUGUUUCUCUUAAGGAGUGAUUAAGAAAUGCUCUAGGGUGUUUCCAUUUUCUUUGAAGGAGGUGGUGUGCAUUUGAAAUGAUAAUAAAUUGUCAAAGUGAUUACUGGGUACUAUUAAAAGUGAGGUGCAUAUGAAUAGGACUUAAUAUUAUGUAGUGAUGAUGUAGAACCUUACAGAAGUAUCAGGUAUAAAAUUUGGCUUGGAUGGAGAAAUAAAGAGCAUUGAAGCUCUAAUCGAUGAAUUUAGGGAAGGAUUUUUCAUCUAUACAAUUCUCUUUAUAGACUUUUGAACUAAGAGGUCUCAAUCCAAUGUAUGAGUAUUACUUGAUUUACUGAAAGGGCCUCCUGACAAAACUUUCAAAAUUAUAGUGGGAUUUCUUUUUAUAAGGGAAGCUUAAUAUGGCAUUAUUUUUAGCCAGUGAUUUGAUAAGCUGAAGGUAUGAGUUUUUUCUUAUUACUACUAAAAUAACCUAAAUCAUUUUCGCUAAUUCAAAAUUCAAAAGCUUUAUGAAUUUAAGAGCCAGUAGUAGGACUCUGGAUUUUAUGACAGGAAAAAACCAUGUUGGAAUUCAGGCAUUUUGUUAAGUACCUUAAUCCUCAGUAAUUAUUAGUAUAUGAUUAUUACAUUUCCUACAAGGAAUCUAUAGUUGUAUGUAUUAAGUGUGUAUAUAUGUUCAUAUGAACAUGCAAGAUAUAGGCAGUAGAAAUUAAGUAAUCCAAAAGAAGAUUCCGUUAUUCACUGAAGUAUCUUCCUUUUGAAAUUUGGAUAUAAAAUUAUAGUGCAGUAACUUUAAAUGUAGAUAGUGCAAACAUUCUUAGCACCUCAAUCUAGUAUGUUUAAUUAAAAUUUGUAUAAAUGUAAAUUAGUGUAAGAGGAUAAAAUAUCUAAUCAAGUUAUUUUUCAAAAGAUUACAGUACCUUUUUGGUCUAAACCUAAACUUUGUUCAUUUUGUACAUAUUCUGUGUUUAAUUCUAAUUGCACCUUUGUGAUGUGUAUUUAUAUACAGUGUGCAGAAAAUGUUUGUGAAAUUUGGAUUACAAUUGUAGAUUAUGUAUGACGGAAUUGCUUGAGAAUGUUUUGCUUGUAAAAAUUUGAAGGUGCAAUCAAAUGCUACUAGUUUUUCUGAUUUUCAAGAAGCUAUCUAAAGUAUUAAGGCUUUUCCUUCCUGUGUAGUAACUUACUAAGCAACUUUUUGUAUUUAGGCAUUUGCAUCAAAUUGCUGAACAAGAUUAAUAUCCACAUUAUUUCAACAAUUUUAAAAGACUCUUUGGGGAGGGUUGGGUAUAUAAUUUUUUUAGCUCUAUUUACAUCCCAAAGUAGAAAGAUUAAAUUUAUAUUUACUAGAGCUAUUCAAAGAAUACACUUUUCUAUAUUGUAAAAACAGGACAGCAAAGUAAAUCAUACAGAAAAUAAACAUUUAUACUAUUCUGUAAAAAAAGGGUUUUGUUUUCUUUAAAAACACUUUUAACCAUGUUACAAGAAACUUUUAAAAUCUGAUUUUAAGUAAAUUUGACAUUACUUCUGAAAGCACACAACUAAAAAAAUAAGUCUGUCAUUUUGCCCAAUUAUGAUUAAGCUAAAUUGCUUUGAAACGAGAAUAUGUGUUCUCUUUUUUUUUCUGCUCUGUAAGGGCAGAAACUCAGUCUACUUUUUCCUUUCUUUUAAUGUUUGAUGUUUUUAUGGUGAGCACCUUACUUAGUUUCCUUUUCUCUCAAGAACUACAAGCAAUCUGCAGGUCUUGUCUCUGGAUUAUCUGGGAAACAGAACCUUAAUGCUGCAGGCAAUGAAACAACCAGAGCAGCAACUAUAGGGAGAAAUUACUGCUUUAGCUUCCCUAUUCAUAGGGACAACUGACAUUUUCUCAAUCUUAUGUAAAAUGUGAAUAAAAAUACCUUUAGAAAA
Messenger RNA from Ailuropoda melanoleuca (giant panda), 5320 nucleotides. RefSeq names its product lin-54 DREAM MuvB core complex component (gene LIN54). Lineage: Eukaryota; Metazoa; Chordata; Mammalia; Carnivora; Ursidae. Gene Ontology annotation, cellular component: nucleus. The transcript is spliced from 13 exons. Bases 424 to 2772 code for a protein of 782 amino acids. The record is from RefSeq and is a predicted model, not a curated record. Gene Ontology annotation, biological process: regulation of DNA-templated transcription.